UGGGGAGGAAGUAGCUGAAAUACGAAAAAUUGUACGGGGGAAAAUUAUUCAGUUUUUCUGUAGUACUCUUUUAUAUUUAAACUUAUAGCUCCACCUAAAAAUUCAUUGUUUAAAACAAUUUACUUGCCCAACAUUUCCAAAUUCGCUAAAUACAACAGAGAAAAUGUGAGGUUAAUUUAAAAAGAAUUCAGAAUGAACUAAUGAUGACUAAUGAUGAUAACAAUUGAACUUUAUGGUGAAGAUAACUAAUGUGUGACGUGCGUUUAUUGUGUAGAAAUACUUGUUUAAACAUGGGUGCAAGAAGCAGCCAAUUUAGCGAAGAAGAGUUGCAGGAUUAUCAAGAUUUAACAUAUUUCACGAAGAAGGAGGUCUUACAUGCCCAUCAGAAGUUCAAGGCACUUGCACCAGAGAAAGUCGGGCACAACAGGAAUGCGAAGCUUCCAAUGUCUAAAGUCUUACAAUAUCCUGAGCUUAGAGUAAAUCCCUUUGGGGAUAGAAUUUGCAAGGUCUUCAGCUCUAGUCAAGAUGGUGAUUGUACCUUUGAAGACUUCUUGGACAUGAUGUCAGUAUUUAGUAAUGCUGCCCCAAAGGCUGUAAAAGCUGAACAUGCAUUUAGAAUAUUUGAUUUUGAUGGUGAUGAUAUGCUUGGCGUGGGAGAUUUGAGACAAGUGGUUGACAGAUUAACAGCGCCUCAGAGAUUAAAUGACAAUGACAUGCAGCAAGUUCUUCAGUAUAUUCUUGACGAAGCUGAUCUAGAUGACGAUGGUGCUUUGAGCUUUGCAGAGUUCGAACACAUCAUAGAGAAAAGCAGCGACUUUUCUAAGAGCUUUGCUAUUCGUUUAUAGAUACGAUACGAAGCAUUUCUUAAUGAAAGAUAGUAAACAAAAGAGACUGAACAUAAUAUUGAUUAAUAAUAAAUGCCACUUAAUGAUUAAACUAGUAAUGUAGGACUAUAUAGUUCAGGAAAACAUAGUCCAAGAAAAAAAAUUAUGUUCAACAUCCACGGAAUGUGCCAAGAUUCUACAGUUGAGCCUAAAUACGACACCAAUAAAGUUCUAACUUUUUUAUUGUUUAUUGAACUAUUAUGUGAUAAAAGGAACGGCAUUUCUAAACGUGAAAUUAUUGAUUCCACGUUACUUCCACAGCCCCAAGCAUCAUCAAUCUUGUAUACAUUCUUGUAGGAUUUUUCUAAAGUCACACACAUCAUUGCAUGUUUACAAAACGUAUAUUUAUUAAAUUAUUAUGAAAUAUAAGUAUCUUCAUAUAUACAUAUAUGUUGUAUAAAACUCUUAUACAAUGGAUUAUACGAUACAGUGCAAUAUGGAAAGAGCAAAUAAAGAAAACAGAAAAUAAUAGAACAUUAAUUUU
Dinoponera quadriceps is the source of this 1368-nucleotide messenger RNA. Its product is annotated as calcium and integrin-binding protein 1-like. The record is from RefSeq and is a predicted model, not a curated record. Gene Ontology annotation, molecular function: calcium ion binding. NCBI's taxonomy places the organism in Eukaryota, Metazoa, Arthropoda, Insecta, Hymenoptera, Formicidae. The transcript has 5 exons. The coding region runs from base 249 to 845 and encodes 198 amino acids.